This is a messenger RNA of Acinonyx jubatus (cheetah), 4336 nucleotides long. RefSeq names its product leucine zipper and CTNNBIP1 domain containing (gene LZIC). Lineage: Eukaryota; Metazoa; Chordata; Mammalia; Carnivora; Felidae. The record is from RefSeq and is a predicted model, not a curated record. The transcript is spliced from 7 exons. Gene Ontology annotation, molecular function: beta-catenin binding. Gene Ontology annotation, biological process: negative regulation of Wnt signaling pathway. Bases 701 to 1282 code for a protein of 193 amino acids. Gene Ontology annotation, cellular component: cytosol; beta-catenin destruction complex; nucleus.
CUGGUCUGGGGGGAGCCGGAAGAGUUUCGGCGGCGGGGGUUCCCGGCGACCCCUGCUGGCAGGUGGGGCCUAGUCGAGCCUGGCCGCCGCAGGACCCAAGUGCGGGAGCUUCAAGCUCCCCCGUGGGGACGGGAUUUGGGGCUGUGGCCGGAGCUGCUCCCCGACGCGUCCGGAUGGUUGAGGUCCCGACGCUGCUCACGUCCAGCGGGGAAAACGUGUGCCCUCCGCCCUUAUCUUUUCCCUGCUUCUGGGUUUGACGGCUUCCCCCCAGGCGUGCGGGGGUGCCGGGCUUUCCUCAGUGACGCCCGCGACCUCUCUAGGGAACGUCUCAGAAAGGCCGUCCGAGGCACAGUGGAGGGAGAAAACGGGUUCCCUCCCUCGCCCCGCUCUCCUCCUCCCCAUGGUGUCUUCCUGAAACGGGAAGGGUGUGUUUCGAGCGCAGGCUGCUCAAGUGGAAGUUACCUGGACUGCUUUAGGCCAAGUUUAUGUCAAGUAAAUGAAACUACUUGAUGAUGGUUUCCUAUUCCUCAGCCGACUCCACCUCCAAGUGGUUUGAACUUUGAGCUGCUUGUAGCCCUGAUGAACAAUUUGGCUUUCGUCAAGUUUGUGACACUUGGAACUUCAACAGUUGGAGGUUUAUGCACUUUGGGACCGGGCCACACUGUGCGGAGUUCAAAGUGCUAGGAGGCCAGAGAUCAAAAUGGCUUCCAGAGGAAAGACAGAGACAAGCAAAUUAAAGCAGAAUUUAGAAGAACAGUUGGAUAGACUAAUGCAGCAAUUACAAGAUCUGGAGGAAUGCAGAGAGGAACUUGAUACAGAUGAAUAUGAAGAAACCAAAAAGGAAACUCUGGAGCAACUAAGUGAAUUUAAUGAUUCACUGAAGAAAAUCAUGUCUGGAAAUAUGACUUUGGUAGAUGAGCUCAGUGGAAUGCAACUGGCUAUCCAGGCAGCUAUUAGCCAGGCCUUUAAAACCCCAGAGGUCAUCAGAUUAUUUGCAAAGAAACAACCAGGUCAACUUCGGACAAGGUUAGCGGAGAUGGAUAGAGAUCUCAUGGUAGGAAAGCUGGAAAGAGGCCUGUACACUCAACAGAAAGUGGAGAUACUAACAGCUCUCAGGAAACUUGGAGAGAAGCUGACUGCAGAUGAUGAGGCCUUCUUGUCAGCAAAUGCAGGUGCUAUACUCAGCCAGUUUGAGAAAGUGUCUACAGACCUUGGUGAGUCUCCUCGUAUUUCUGAAAGCUGUCCAGGCAUUACUGCUCACAUUGAUGGAUACCAUGAGUGAGAUAACAGGAUGGCCUUAUCUUGAGUUUAGAGGCUCUGGAGACAAAGUUCUUGCAUUGGCAAGUUUUGAGGUCGAAAAAACAAAAAAAUGACAUGGUGUGGAAGCUUGGGACAUUGAUCACAUUCUUGCUGUAAAUGGCAUUUGUCUCAUAGGGAUUUUGAAUCAUUGCAAAGAAAUCAAGAGAUUCUUGAAAUACAUUGAUAACCUGAGAAACAGUGACGGAAAAGAUACUUGUGGCUUCUGGUUAUACCUUUCCUCGUUGUGCUUCAGGGCUACUUGCCUGAGUGAUCCUAGAUGGGUGGGAUGAGGAACCCAAUGGGCCUUAUUCAUCAUGUCUUGUGUGUUUGAGAGAAGGAACAGAAAACAGUCUCUCUGCCUGUUUUUAUUAAGCCUCCUUGUUUUAAGUGCUGAUAGUAAAUGAAAAGGUGUGAACUAAUGAUUCUUUUCUGCUCAUAAUUUAUCCCCACUUGUUGGAGUGAAUAGUGUACCAACAUCAAUAGACGUCCUGUGUGUUUAUAGAAUUUUAGAGUUUUAAGUGAUCUUGGAAAUCAUUUUCAUUUUAUAAUCAAGGAAACUGAGGCUCAGAAAGAACAAGUUGACUUGCUGAAAGUCACAUCAGAGACAGAGCUGGUUUAUAAGACUCGGGCAUCCUGACUCUCAGUUUAGUGUCCAUUGAGUUUUAUUUCUUUAUUUUGUGCUGUUUUUAAAAACUAAUUAACACAUAUUUGGGCAAGUCCGUGUUUAUGAAAAUUCCAUGUCCCAACAAAAAGUUGUCACUAAGGGACCAUUCCUCCAGCCUGUAGGGCCUCCAUAUGAAAGGGGCCCAUUGUAUCCCUCAGUUGUGAGCUUGGAACAAUGGGAGCCCUGUUGAGAGUCUCCUGGAGUAACUUAACCUCCUGCUUUGUUUCACCAGGGAAGUAAUUGAAAGUGGCAGCUAGAGCCCCCCGCCCCAGCCCUCCCCACCAUGUGUGACCUCUUUGCUGAAACCCAGUAGGUGGUGACUGUAACUAUUAUUUACUCUUCUGUUUUUGGAGAAACACAAAAUAAGUUACGAGGAAAAACAUACUCUCAAGUGUUUAUAUUUCUCUGCAUGCUCAAAUAUAUAGAUUUCCCCAUGCAUAUGUAUAUGCUAGCUUAUUUUCUAGGCUUGGGCCACUUUAUAUUUUUUUCAUGUAUGUCUCAGUUUUCUUUUCCUUUGCACUUUAUCCAAAUUAAAACACUUCUGAAGCUUCUCAUAUACUGUAAACUCUACUAGGUGCUCUGCCAACUGGACAAAUUAGGGACCUCAGCUUCAUUAAUGCCUUAUUUGGAACUCUUAAUGGGUAACUUUUUAUAUAUUGGUUUAUAGCGGUCAAAAACUCAUUGAAAUUGUAACAAACCAAGAAAAAGCAAAUUGCCUGCUACCCAUGUAGGAUUUUAUGGUCAGUCAUCAUUAUUUCAUUAUUCUGCAUUUUUGUUUGUUCAAGUGAUCUCUACACCCAACGUGGGGCUUGAACUCAGGACCCCGAGAUCAAACGUCACAUGCUCUACCAACGGAACCAGCCAGGCACCCCUAGUCUGCAUUGUUUUUAAUUGAGGUGAAACUCACGUCCUAUAAAAAUCAGAAAUGUACAAUUCAGUGGUGUUUAGUACGUUCACAAUGUUGUGCAGCCAUCACCAUCUAGUUCCAAAACAUUUUCACCACCCCAAAGGAGACACCACACCCAUUAAGCAGUCACUCCCCGUGCCCUCCUCCACAUCCCAGCCCUCCGGCAACAACUAAUCUGCUUUCUGUCUCUGGAUUUACCUAUUCUGGAAAAUUCCUGUCAAUGGAAGCAUACGGUAUGCGACCUUUUGUGUCUGGCUUCUUUCACUUAGCGUAUUUUCAAGGUUAAUCUAAGUUGUAGCCUGUAUCAGUACUUCACUCCUUUUAAUGGCUGAAAAUAUUUCCUUGCGUGGAUACUACAUUGCGCUUAUGCAUUUACCUCUUGAACGUUUGGACUUUUUCCACUUUCUGGCCAUUGCAAGUAGUACUGCUAUGAACAUUUGUAUCUAAGCGUUUCAAUACCUGUUUUCAGUUCCUUUGGUUUUAUAUCCAGGAAUGGAAUUGCUGUGUGUACGUGUGUUUUGGGGGUUUUUUGUUUUGUUGUUUAAGCCCUAACAAGAUUCCCCUUUCCCCUCCAGUAGUAGGAUAAGGAAAAUUAGGAAUAUUGGGUAUUUGAGAGGGGCCUACGUGAAUCUGGAGUCCUUAAUUUUGGUUUCCCUUUACACUUUCUGUAAGACUAACAUCAGUGAAAUAUUUUGUCAUUAAUCACAUUAGUGUAUUCAUUUUGUAAGUAAUGACUAGUACUCAACUUAAAAUUAAUCUUCCUUUAAAAGUUACAAAGUAUGCAGUACCCAGCAAGAUACUGUCAUUCAUGACCGUGUGACCUUUGGUAGGUUACUUAAUCUUUUUGAGGCUCAUCUUCCUCUUCUGUUCAAUAGGGAUCCGUAGGUAGGACCCACCUACCGCAUGGGUUUACUGUGGAUCUCCCUCUCUUUAACGCAGACAGAAGUUUUGCAUUGGAGCUAAUCUACAAUUUAACAAUUCUUUCGAGGGCCAUGUUAUAUAUUUUGUUUCACAAAUUUGGUCCUUAAUUCAGAAAAAAAUGAAUUGAAAAGGGACUAAUUUGAAAAUUCUAUACAAUUAUAGUUAUUAAAUGAUUUGCAAACUAGGUUUCCUGUUCAUAUUUUGCUAUUAUUUAAUCUGGGUUUUUAAACUUCUCGGGAGGUCUCAGACUGCAAUAACUAAUGCUAAGGCAGCUAACUUUUUGAUAUCUUUGGGUCAAGCUAAUAUUUUCAUGAGAAAAAUUCCUGCAUUUUUCAAAGAACUGGGGUUGAAGCAGAAGUAAAUUCCAAUGAGCGAGUGUACAACUGGGCAGUUUAAUGAAAGGUAAUAAUUUAAAACCGUUUCUAGGGGCUCCUGGCUGGCUCAGUCUGUAGAAUGUGCAACUCUUGAUCUCGACCUUGUAAGUUUGAGUUCCAUGUUGGAUGUAGAGAUUACUUAAAAAUAAAAUCUUAAAAAAUAUAAAACAA